Mesoplodon densirostris (Blainville's beaked whale) is the source of this 1872-nucleotide messenger RNA. It is a transcript of the gene STRAP, whose product is annotated as serine/threonine kinase receptor associated protein. The record is from RefSeq and is a predicted model, not a curated record. Gene Ontology annotation, biological process: spliceosomal snRNP assembly. Gene Ontology annotation, molecular function: protein binding; RNA binding. NCBI's taxonomy places the organism in Eukaryota, Metazoa, Chordata, Mammalia, Artiodactyla, Ziphiidae. Gene Ontology annotation, cellular component: SMN complex. The transcript has 9 exons. The coding region runs from base 326 to 1378 and encodes 350 amino acids.
CUCAGCGUCUUGGUGUCGUCACUUCCUGCCGGUACCGGUGUGGACGGUGUGGGUUGUGGCCGCGGGUUUUGCGGUUCUCCCCCUCCCCUACUCUCCUCCCUCCCUCCCUUUCCCUCCCUCGACGGCGGUCGGUCGUCCGUCGCAGACUCCCUGACCCGUCCCUAACCCCUUUCUGACCUCGGGGCCACCGGAUUGGCCUUUUCCCGUUUCCCGGCCCAACCCCAGAAUCAGGGCUGGGGCCUUGAGGCGGAGGCGGUGCCACGGAGGAGAGAAAAGACCAGAAGACCCUCGGCUCCCCCGCCGGAUCGCACGGCUCGCAGCCGCCAUGGCAAUGAGGCAGACGCCGCUCACCUGCUCGGGCCACACGCGGCCCGUGGUGGAUCUGGCCUUCAGUGGCAUCACGCCUUACGGCUAUUUCCUGAUCAGCGCUUGCAAAGAUGGUAAACCUAUGCUACGCCAGGGAGAUACAGGAGACUGGAUUGGAACAUUUUUGGGUCAUAAGGGUGCUGUUUGGGGUGCAACAUUAAAUAACGACGCCACCAAAGCAGCUACAGCAGCUGCAGAUUUCACAGCCAAAGUGUGGGAUGCUGUGUCAGGAGAUGAAUUGAUGACCCUGGCUCAUAAACACAUUGUCAAGAGUGUGGAUUUUACGCAGGAUAGUAAUUACUUGUUAACCGGGGGACAGGAUAAACUGUUACGCAUAUAUGACAUGAACAAACCUGAAGCAGAACCUAAGGAAAUCAGUGGUCAUACCUCUGGUAUUAAAAAGGCUCUAUGGUGCAGUGAGGAUAAACAGAUCCUUUCAGCUGAUGAUAAAACUGUUCGCCUUUGGGAUCAUGCUACUAUGACAGAAGUGAAAUCUCUAAAUUUUAGUAUGUCUGUUAGCAGUAUGGAAUAUAUUCCUGAGGGAGAGAUAUUGGUAAUAACUUAUGGACGAUCUAUUGCUUUUCACAGUGCAGUAAGUUUGGACCCAAUUAAGUCUUUUGAAGCUCCUGCAACCAUCAAUUCUGCAUCUCUUCAUCCUGAGAAAGAAUUUCUUGUUGCAGGGGGUGAAGAUUUUAAACUUUAUAAGUAUGAUUAUAAUAGUGGAGAAGAAUUAGAAUCCUACAAAGGACACUUUGGUCCCAUUCACUGUGUGAGGUUUAGUCCUGAUGGAGAACUCUAUGCUAGUGGUUCUGAAGAUGGAACGUUGAGACUAUGGCAGACUGUGGUAGGAAAAACGUACGGCCUUUGGAAAUGUGUGCUUCCUGAAGAAGAUAGUGGUGAGCUGGCAAAGCCGAAGAUCAGUUUUCCAGAGACAGGGGAAGAGGAGCUAGAAGAAAUUGCUUCAGAGAAUUCAGAUUCCAUCUAUAGUUCAACUCCUGAAGUUAAGGCCUGAGCAUCAGGCAGAUGUACACAACUUAUGGACUAAAACAAACAGAGAAAAGCAUCAGCCUCCAGAGUUACUCUCUGCGUAAGGCAAACAUGAGCAGUAAAUAAUGAGGAAUAUGAAUUAGCUCCAGUGCUGGAACUAACCAACUUGGUGAUACCUGUAAGUGAAAAUGAAAGAGUAUCAGCUGAAGGCAGAUGGAGUUAUGCUCUUGUAGUACGAUAGUCUGUUGUCUUUUUAAUGAAUAUGUGCAAACCAACAUCCAAUUUCUCUUAUUACAGGUAGAUUUUUUGUAGCUGUUUAUGUUAUUAUGAAGAGGGAAAAUAUAUUGGCCUAUUUUUCUGACUUUUCCCUUAAAGCAGAAAGCCAUUUUUUUUGCUUUAGUUAUAAAGAAGAGGGGGAAUACAUGAUAAAGUAACUGGUUUGAUUUCUCUCUCAUUGUACACUGCUUCUGAACAUCUAAUUGUUUUUAGUUGUCUAAAUAAAAUGCCUCUAAAACAGAA